Nematocida homosporus is the source of this 2901-nucleotide messenger RNA. RefSeq lists its product as uncharacterized. NCBI's taxonomy places the organism in Eukaryota, Fungi, Microsporidia. The record is from RefSeq and is a predicted model, not a curated record. The transcript has a single exon. The coding region runs from base 1 to 2901 and encodes 966 amino acids.
AUGACUGCCGAUGUAGUUCAAGAAGGAUACAUGUUUAGUAAUUUAGAUCCGUGUAAAUAUGAUACUAUCCAACAACCUAACAAUUUAAUGAAGGUGGCUUUGGCCGCUUAUCCAGUUAACAUGGAGAUGAGUAGUGGUGGGUUGAUUGAAAUAAUCGUUGGGUUGGAUAAGGCUGCUCAGUCGGGGUCUGUUGUUCAACCCAUGGCCUGUUUAAAGCAGAUGUUGCUUCUUCUACUGUGUUCAAACAACUUAGAAUAUGCUAGCGAUGAUUUGAAGAAACUUAUGCGUGAUGUGGCCCAGGCCAAUGUUCAUUUUGAGGAGGACAGUAUUCGAAUGCUUUUCCAUCUUAACAAGCAAACAGGGCUUUUCUUUGAAGAAAUCUUAACCGGUCUGCUGGGAAUUUUGAAGUACCAGUUUAAAGAGCCGUGUUUCCAGAAGGCAGUUGAACUCACUAAUGCAUUUAAGACACUUCCGCCAACACAAACUGAAAUCAAUCACCGGAUACGUCUAGCACACAGUCAAGGCUUUGUGACUAGGAAGGUCCCGCCUUAUAUACCGCAACCCAGCAUCACUCCCACUCUACUUAAUGUACAGAAGCUAUGGGAGUAUUUAGCACAACCCGGUUUAAUCCGCCUUGCUAUCAAAUAUAAGGGCGAGAUGAAUAUGCUGAAGAAAAUAGUAUAUCACGUGUUAGCCACCAUGCCGGCUUUUGAGAAACCAAUCUGGCCCUUUGCAGGCAUGGCUGAACUCGAGUCAAACACCUCGACCCCACUAACCCAUAUCAUCGGGGGGAUUAUACACUACAACUCGCUCUCUCCAUUGCCUACUAGGAAAGACAAACACCAUCACUUUAGUAUUGAUAUGGUGCUUGGUAUACAUGAAAAUGAAAUUACCGACAAGCCCCGGGAGUGUAUAGAUCUAAUCUGCUUUCUUUUGAAUUGUGAACACCGAAAUUCGCUGCUUCAUACUCUAAAAGUGAACAAAAGUCUUCUGGCGGGACAGGCUCGGUAUAUAGAAAUCAACCAAGUUCCUUAUAUAAGCAUGGAAUUCUACUUGCAGGUCUGCACUCAGACAGAUGUUCUAACAAUAAGCAAUCUGCUAAAAUCGUAUUUGGAUGAUCUGCAGUCUUUCUUAGACCAAGCAAGAAUUAACACAAUUAUCCGUGAGAUGCGAUUAAGAAGCCAAAGUAGGCCACCAAGAUAUCUCUCUUAUGAAGAACAGAUUUUCGAAAUUGAUAAGAUUAGUUUGAAAGGAAAGCCGUCGGAAGCCUCACCGUUAACUCAAGUAACCCACGCAGACGUUAUCACUGUAUUGAAGGCUUUGGCUCAGACAAGUCAUUGGGUGCGCUACUUCCAAGACGACUUUGUUCAUAUGAAUGCCGAUUGGAUCGAUUAUACUCAUAAUGUGUGCUAUACGUUUCGCACAUCUCCGAUACACUCGCUUGCUAGCUCUAUUGGGCUGGUUAGUCCGUUAUUAGUAUCCAACAAGACCGAAUCAGCCCGUGCAAUUCUCAUUGAGUUAAUACAACAAACGGAGUUUCAAUCACGGCACGUUCAGACCGUAACUGCCCGCACUAAUCUACCAUCGGGUAAGCUUGUAGUGAAAGCAGUCACUUUUUUAGGGUCCGCGCCAAUUAAUAGUAGUAUAUCUGUAGAGUUUGAUCUUUCGCCCACCCUAGGUAUAACUGAGUACAUUGAAAUUGUUGGAUAUUUAUUAGCUUAUCUUGAUAAAUGCCGAUCUAGCCGGUUAAUUGCUCGUGUUGAUCUGAAGAUCAACGAGGCACGCCAAAUCAUUAUUGCGUUCUACGGUCCCCGGGAUUUUGUCAAUGAGGGCAUGUACACCUUCUUUAUGCAGUACUUUAAAAUGGCAGCAAAAACUCCAAUCGCUGAUAAAGUUAGUUUAAUAGACACAAAGAAAGCGGCUACUCUAUACUUCACCAAAGAAUUUAUAACCUCUACCAGCUCACUGCGUUCCUUCACAAUGCUCCAGCGAACCCGACGAGAGGCCAUUUCGCCCCAGUUGUGUCUGGACCAUCUGGCCACUAUAAAUUAUCUCCAGCCACGUCUUAUCCAACCCUGUCGAAUACAAAUACUUGUUUAUAAUACCAAGUUAAAUCCCGCCGUUGAAGAGGUUCUGAAAACGAGCCUAGCUGAGCCAGCCGCUGCUAUUCAGACACAAGAUAGCGGUAAGCCGGCUGAUGUCUCCCCAAACACCGCGGCCUGGUGCCAAGUGUGGUCGUGUUCUCCUACUGGCGAACAGCUCUUUCGGCAGUUUUUCCUUACUAAGCUGCUGGUUCAUCUACUUGAGCAUUUAACUGCUACCUCGAACUGCCCAGAUGUUCAGAGUAUAAAGUUUGAUGCCGAUGUAGUCAAUCAAACGAUUCUUUUCGGUUUUAUCAGUGAUAAAAAGAACAAGUCUGCACAGAACAGACUCAGUAGCAUAACCAAGUCGCUGUGCAACAAUGCGCUUGCCAUUCUUAAAACAUUAACAGUUCAACAGUUCGAAGCGUAUAAACGGGAUAUUCUAUUUAAUGCCCCGUUCUUGGAACUAAGUAAGCUUCAAACUCCGAUCCAACUCAUCAGGCAUUGGGAGCACUAUUGGAAUGAUCCUUUGUUUGUUGAACAACUGCACGAGCUAGGCCGUUGUGUCACGCUUGCUGAGCUCUGUCAGUUCAUUACUCAUAAUCCGUUUAACUUCCAUCAAGAACCAUUUGUUGCUUGCCCUAUCACUUUAUUAGAUAAGGAUGUAGAUGCCGAUGCUACUUACCAGAUGGACUCCAAUAAUAUUCAGGCAAGCUCUACAGCUGCCAGACCUUCCGUUAUACAGAGCCAUCCAAGAAGACAGUCAUCCAACGACACCACUUCGAACAACACGCCUUUAAAAAGAGCUAAACCCUCUUGA